UAAGACAAGAGUCGAGUUGAGUGGCGUUUACGAGUACGUUAGUGAUUUAGUCAUUCAACAGUGUGUAGUGUGAACGCGCGCGUUUUGCAAUCCUCCCGCCAAAAGUUUUGACAGAUAGUGCAGUACAUCUUAUUUAUUUUUUUAUUUGUGUAAUAGGCUUCAUAAUGUCAUCUGUGGAUACGAAUAAAAACGGACCGACGCCGACAUUGCUUGAAAAAGCACCAUGGACGGACGAGCAAGGCAUCGGCAUGAAGGUGUACCGAGCCGUAUCCAUAGCCAUAGAGAUCUUGGUGCUCUAUGUGAAAAUGACAGUCACUUGGUUAUACUGCCUCUACCAGUUUUUCGUACCACCUGAACCUAAGAGCGUCAAAGGCGAGGUUAUAUUGAUUACAGGAGCCGGUCAUGGAAUGGGCAGAGAGGUUGCCAUGCGUUUCGGGAGGCUGGGUGGUAUAAUUGUAUGCGUGGACAUCAACGCGGUGGGCAACCAAGAAACAGUGGACAUCAUCAAGAAAGAUAAAGGAAGAGCCCACAGAUUUGAAUGUGACGUCACAAACCGGGAGGCAGUGAUAGCGUUGAAGGACAAAAUAAGCCGUGAAGUUGGCGACGUUACGAUGCUUGUAAACAACGCUGGAAUCAUGCCGUGCAAACCGCUCAGUAUGACCACAGAAAGUGCUAUCCGUGGCGCAUUCGAGGUUAACAUCAUCGCACACUUCUGGCUACUCCAAACCUUCCUACCAUCCAUGAUGGAGAAGAACCAUGGGCAUAUCGUGGCGAUGUCUUCCAUGGCCGGUGUGGUCGGUCUUCGAAACCUGGUCCCCUAUUGCGCCACCAAGUUCGCAGUGCGGGGUCUUAUGGAGGCUCUACAUGAGGAGUUGAGAGAAGAUGCGAAGGAUUACAGUGGAAUUAAACUGACCGUGAUCUGCCCAUUCAUAGUGGAUACGGGACUGUGCAAGCAUCCAAAGAUCAAAUUUCCAUCGCUCAUGAAGAUACUGACCCCGCAGGAGGCAGCCGACAAUAUUGUUGACGCUGUACGCAGGAACUACUACGAGAUCACGAUACCCAGCUCUCUUUAUUACAUCAACAUGAUCUGCAGAAUAUUCCCCCGCUCUGUGCCGUUGUACCUCAAAGAUUUCCUGGAUUCAGGUCUGGAAGCACAAUAAUACAGAGAUUUUUAACAUUCCAUUAAAAAGAAUAGAACAAUAUUACGUGAAAUGCCAGUAGAUCAUGAACGAUUUAUAUUUGCUCAAUUUGAUUACAAUUCAAUAUAAUCACGCCUAUUAAGACUUACGAACUGGCCAAUGACUCAAACUGAAGAAAUUACCAGGUUUCAUAA
Achroia grisella is the source of this 1333-nucleotide messenger RNA. RefSeq names its product 17-beta-hydroxysteroid dehydrogenase 13-like. The record is from RefSeq and is a predicted model, not a curated record. The coding region runs from base 165 to 1160 and encodes 331 amino acids. NCBI's taxonomy places the organism in Eukaryota, Metazoa, Arthropoda, Insecta, Lepidoptera, Pyralidae. Gene Ontology annotation, cellular component: lipid droplet. The transcript is spliced from 8 exons. Gene Ontology annotation, molecular function: oxidoreductase activity, acting on the CH-OH group of donors, NAD or NADP as acceptor.